This is a messenger RNA of Antechinus flavipes (yellow-footed antechinus), 1434 nucleotides long. RefSeq names its product actin binding transcription modulator (gene ABITRAM). Gene Ontology annotation, biological process: regulation of filopodium assembly; dendrite morphogenesis; regulation of actin filament polymerization. The transcript has 6 exons. The record is from RefSeq and is a predicted model, not a curated record. Gene Ontology annotation, molecular function: actin filament binding; actin monomer binding. Lineage: Eukaryota; Metazoa; Chordata; Mammalia; Dasyuromorphia; Dasyuridae. Bases 95 to 640 code for a protein of 181 amino acids. Gene Ontology annotation, cellular component: nucleus; filopodium tip; dendrite.
CCGGCCCGCGCUCGGCGGGGGAAGGCGGAAGUGUGCGGUGAUUUCUCGGAGGAGUCGCGGCCUCCUGGAUCGGGGAUCUUUGCAUCUGCUCGCUAUGGCAGCCGAGGUCGGAGGCAUUUCUUCUGCAGCCCCGUCGCUGGUGGACCGAUACUUCACCCGCUGGUACAAAGCCGAUGUGAAGGGAAAGCCGUGUGAAGAUCAUUGUAUAUUGCAACAUUCUAACAGAAUUUGUGUAAUCACAUUGGCAGAAUCUCAUCCACUUCUUCAAAAUGGAAAAACAAUUAAAAGUAUCAACUACCAAAUCAGUGCCAACUGUAGCAGACUUCAGAACAAGGUUUCUGGGAAGUUUAAACGGGGAGCACAAUUUCUAACAGAGCUUGCACCUCUUUGUAGAAUAUCCUGUUCAGAUGGAGAAGAAUAUACUGUGUCAAGCUGUGUGAGAGGACGGUUAAUGGAAGUAAAUGAAAAUAUCCUAGAUAAACCAUCCAUUUUGCAGGAAAAGCCAUCCACUGAGGGAUAUAUUGCUGUUGUGCUACCCAAAUUUGAAGAAAGCAAGAGCAUUACUGAGGGAUUAUUGACACAAAAAGAAUAUGAAGAAAUCGUGGUGAAAAGAGUUAAUAACAGACCAGAAACAUCAUGAAGACAAUGAAAUAACUCUCCCCCUUCCUCCUCAAAAUCUACACAUGUUAAAGGACUAAGUAAUAUAGAAGAGCAUAUGACUGAAUAAUAAAGUAGUGGUAGAAAAAUCCUCUCCAUACUGUGGGAUGGCUCUGCUUCAGUACCUGGCCACUUCAGUACGAUGAUCUUUGGUCAAUCCAUCUUGAUUUAUUCUGCUUGUGUCAUUUUCCCCUUCCUCUUAGAUCAGCUCUGUCCAAGAAUGCUCAGUUUCUCUCUAGUUCUUUUUACUUGUUCAAACACAACAUGAAACAUUUUGGAAGCUGCAAACACGGUUUCCCAAAUACUGUUUUUAUUUUUGGUUCACUUUGGUGAAACAAACAAAAAGACACCCUUCAGGCUGCUUCCUUCACCAGUUUCACUAGAACUUUUAGACAGGGAAGAUAUUUUGCUCAAGGAUACUUCUUGACUGCCUGAUCUGGAAGAGCAAAGAUUGGGAAUGAAAGGAGAUAGAAAUUAAAUUGUUUUAUCUUUAUUUACUUAUUUUUUUGACUAGACCUAUUAUUUUAUCAAUGUGGGAAGCUCUUGGUGAGAAUCUCCCUUUUCCAUUGCAGAUAGCCACAUGUUCUUUAGUAAAGAAAGUAAAGUAAAGGGCCCAAGAAGCUGUUGGAGUAUUCUGAGAUUAGGGAAAUACCUAGGGUAAAAUUAUCUUGUCAAAGGCAGGACUUGAAGCCAGGUCAUUCUGCCUCUAAGGCCAACUCUCAUCAUGCUGUUUCCCUUGUCAUCUGAUCUUCAUUAAAGCUUAUUGUUGUUCCCUUG